CUCUUUCAUCAGGCCUUGGUCGAGCAGAGAGCCUUCAGAAACAGCGUCCGUCUAUGGAAUUGUCCACCUGGGCCGCGUCGCUCCCAGCAGGGUCAGAGGAAAGAGACCAGGAAAAUCAUCAGCAGCAUGUCCCUCAGUGACGACGAGCAGUUCAGCAUGGCUGAGAAGAAGGAGAAGUCCGCUCAAAGCCACGGCGCGGAGGAAGACGAAGACGACGAUCCCGAACAGGUCAAGACUCAAAUGCUGUUCAAUCGUCUGCACAGUAUCGUCAACAAGCUGACCCGUCUGACGUUUCAGGAGUUGAUGAAACAAGUGAUGGAUCUGACGAUAGACACAGAGGAGAGGCUGAAGGGAACCGUUGAGCUCAUCUUUGAGAAGGCCAUCUCAGAGCCCAACUCCUCUGUGGUCUACGCCAACAUGUGCCGCUGCCUUAUGGGGUUGAAAGUCCCCACCUCAGACAAGCCAGGAGUUUUUGUGAACUUCCGCAAACUGCUGCUCAACCGCUGCCAGAAAGAGUUUGAGAAGGACCAGGAUGAUGAUGAAAUCUUUGAGAAAAAGCAAAAAGAAAUAGAGGCUGCCAAAGAGGGAGAGGAGUGUGAGCGCUUGAGGGUGGAGCUGCAGGAUUCCAGAGACCAGGCCCACCGCCGUUCACUGGGUAACAUAAAGUUCAUUGGCGAGCUCUUCAAGCUGAAGAUGCUGACAGAGGCCAUCAUGCACGACUGUGUAGUGAAACUACUGAAGAAUCAUAAUGAAGAGUCUCUGGAGUGUGUCUGCAUGCUGCUCUCCACAAUUGGUAAAGACCUGGACUUUGAGAAGGCCAAGCCUCGUAUGGAUCAGUAUUUCAACCAGAUGGACCUGAUCAUCAAAGAGAGAAAGACCUCGUCAAAAAUUCGCUUCAAGCUGCAAGACAUCUUGGACCUCAGAAAGAAUAACUGGGUGCCUCAUAGAGAAGACCAGGUUCCUAAAACAAUCGAACAGAUCCACAAGGAGGCAGAGUGUGCUCAAGUUGCUGAGGAUGAAGACGACAACAAGUUUGUGACUGAGCAGAAAGUGGAGUUCACCACAGGAGAGGAGACGGAGUCAAAGGAAGUGGAUGAGAAGAAGGUUCUCACUGGAGAGGAGCUCAGCAAACAGCUGGACAGACUCAUCCAGGACAAAGCCAACAACGAGCGCAUCAGAGACUGGGCUGAGGCUAACUUGGACGAGCAGCAAACUGCUUCCAACCAGUUCGUACGAGCACUGAUGACGUCAUUGUGUCAGUCUGCCAUCAUAGGUGACAACCCGUACAGGGUGGAUGCACGGCAGAUCGGCCAGAGAGCCAGACUGCUGCAUAUAUACCUGUCUGAUGAGCAGAAGGAGCUGCAGGCCCUCUACGCCCUCCAGGCUCUGAUUGUGCACAUGGAUCAGCCACCGAACCUGCUGCAGAUGUUCUUUGACAUCUUGUACGACGAAGACGUUAUUAAAGAGGAGGCCUUCCACGAAUGGGAAGCCAGCAGAGACCCUGCGGAGCAAAAAGGCAAAGGUGUGGCCAAGAGAUCAGUCACCGCCUUCUUCACCUGGCUCCGUGAGGCUGAGGAGGAUGAGGAGUCUGACUAGGAAUAAAAGACUAAACUGAAAGUUGCCGCCCCCU
Molecule: messenger RNA, 1630 nt
Organism: Sebastes umbrosus (honeycomb rockfish)
Lineage: Eukaryota; Metazoa; Chordata; Actinopteri; Perciformes; Sebastidae
Product: eukaryotic translation initiation factor 4 gamma 1-like
Exons: 10
Coding region: 127-1596 (489 amino acids)
Cellular component (GO): eukaryotic translation initiation factor 4F complex
Molecular function (GO): mRNA binding; protein binding; translation initiation factor activity
Source: RefSeq, a predicted model, not a curated record